GACGGUUACACUGAUCGAACCACACGUGCAACCAGAACGGCAAUAAAAGAAAUAAACAAACACAAAAAUGGUGCGCAAACUAAAAUUUCACGAGCAAAAGUUGCUUAAAAAGGUUGACUUUAUUACCUGGAAAGUCGACAAUAGCAGCAGGGAGAAUAAAAUCCUGCGGCGCUAUCAUAUACAAAAGCGCGAGGACUACACAAAAUACAAUAAAUUGUCGCGUGAAAUUCGAGAACUUACUGAGAAAAUAGCCAGACUAGAUGCAACAGAUCCCUUCAAAGCAGAGGCCACCGAUAUGCUGAUGCACAAACUGCAUGCAAUGGGUGUAGCCAACGACAAUCUUACCUUGGAGAGCGCCAGCAAAACAUCUGCGAGUCACUUUUGUAGGCGACGAUUGCCGGUGGUGAUGGUUAAACUAAGAAUGUCGGAGGGUCUUAAGCAUGCCACAGGCCUCAUUGAGCAAGGUCAUGUUCGCGUUGGACCUGAAGUGGUUAAGGAUCCCGCAUUUCUUGUCUCCCGCAACUUGGAAGAUUUUGUCACUUGGGUCGAUGGUUCCAAGAUUAAGGAGCAUGUGCAGCAAUACAACGAUCUGCGUGAUGAUUUCCAAAUGUAAUAGACUUUAAUACAACUACCACUUAUUUUAGUACAAUAAUAUA
Molecule: messenger RNA, 656 nt
Organism: Drosophila albomicans
Lineage: Eukaryota; Metazoa; Arthropoda; Insecta; Diptera; Drosophilidae
Product: U3 small nucleolar ribonucleoprotein protein IMP3
Exons: 3
Coding region: 68-613 (181 amino acids)
Biological process (GO): rRNA processing
Cellular component (GO): small-subunit processome; small ribosomal subunit; Mpp10 complex
Molecular function (GO): rRNA binding; snoRNA binding; structural constituent of ribosome
Source: RefSeq, a predicted model, not a curated record